This is a messenger RNA of Lasiosphaeria miniovina, 2709 nucleotides long. RefSeq names its product nitrate reductase. Bases 1 to 2709 code for a protein of 902 amino acids. Gene Ontology annotation, biological process: nitrate assimilation; sulfur compound metabolic process; nitric oxide biosynthetic process. NCBI's taxonomy places the organism in Eukaryota, Fungi, Ascomycota, Sordariomycetes, Sordariales, Lasiosphaeriaceae. The transcript has 2 exons. Gene Ontology annotation, molecular function: molybdopterin cofactor binding; molybdenum ion binding; sulfite oxidase activity. The record is from RefSeq and is a predicted model, not a curated record.
AUGGAAGUCAUAUCCCCUGCAGCUCAUCCCCUCAAUGGUUCUCCUGCCGCCUUCUAUUUCCCCUCGAGGCCUGCCGCAUCCCUAAAAGCCCUCCUUGACUCUAACUCGAGUGCAAAUGGCGACGGCUACCUCGCCGGCCCGGCAUGCGCGGUGGGCGAGUCACGAACAGAGGGCUCUCGCCUCUAUCGCCUCCCCCCCACGGCGAGGCAGAACAAGGUCCUGCCCCAGGACCUCAAGACGCCCGAUAGCCAUGUCGAACGGGACCCCCGACUCAUCAGGCUGACCGGCGUCCAUCCCUUCAACGUCGAGGCCCCCUUGAGCGAUCUCUAUGACGAGGGAUUUCUGACGACAAAGGACCUGCAUUAUGUGAGGAAUCACGGACCAGUGCCCCUGGUCAGGGACGACCAGGUUCUCGACUGGGAGUUUUCGGUAGAGGGCAUGGUUGAAAGGCCUGUCAAGAUGACACUGCGCCAACUCAUCAGGGACUACGAACAGGUCACGUAUCCAAUCACCCUAGUCUGCGCCGGCAACCGGCGCAAGGAGCAGAACGUGGUCCGAAAGACCAAUGGCUUCUCGUGGGGCGCCGCUGGCGUCUCGACGUCGCUCUGGACUGGCGUCACUUUGGGCGAUCUCCUCGCGCGGGUCGUACCUAGGCGCGGGGCUAGAUAUGUGUGCUUCGAAGGUGCAGACAAGCUCCCUAACGGAUACUACGGCACUUCGGUUAAGCUCAACUGGGCCGUCGACCCCAACAGAGGCAUCAUGGUGGCACACAAAAUGAACGGCGAGGUUCUGCAUCCCGACCAUGGGAAGCCCCUGAGAAUCGUCAUCCCCGGCCAGAUCGGAGGACGCAGCGUCAAGUGGCUGAAGCGCAUCGUCGUGACAUCGGCCCCUAGCGACAACUGGUACCACAUUUAUGACAAUCGCGUGCUGCCCACCAUGAUCAGCCCCGAGGCGAGCGCCCAUCUACCAGACACGUGGAAGGACGAGCGCUAUGCCAUCUACGACCUAAACACCAACAGCGCCACGUGCUAUCCCGCCCACGACGAGAGAAUUUCCCUGGCAGACAGCCUGGAGACGUACGCAUUCAGGGGCUACGCAUACGCCGGAGGUGGAAAGCGGGUUACCAGGGUCGAGGUCACCCUAGACCAGGGCAGAACUUGGACCUUGGCCAACAUCACUUACCCAGAGGACGAAUACAGACUUGCGCCAGAAAACGAGGUACUAUUCGGGGGUCGUCUUGAUAUAGCAUGGCGCGAAGCCUGCUUCUGCUGGUGCUUCUGGGACCUAGAAAUACCCAUAACUCAGCUUCGAGAGGCCAGGGACGUCAUGAUCCGGGCCAUGGACGACUCGAUGAUGGUGCAGCCGAGAGACAUGUACUGGAGCGUGCUCGGCAUGAUGAACAAUCCGUGGUAUCGCGUCGUAAUCCACAACACGGCCGGCUCACUGCGCUUUGAGCAUCCCACCCAGCCAGCAAUGAUGCCGGGGGGUUGGAUGGAAAGGGUGAAGCGAGAGGGUGGCAACAUCACCAAUGGCUUCUGGGGAGAGAAAGUCCCGGGAGAAGAGGCAGCAACGAUCCACGAACCACCAGCCAAGGAGAUUUGCAUGCUCAACGAGAAGGUCACGCGGCAAAUCAGUCUCGAGGAGCUGCGAAGUCACGACGGUGAAGAGAGCCCUUGGUUUGUUCUCAACGGCCAGGUUUAUGACGGCACCGGGUUCCUUGGCGAGCAUCCUGGCGGUGCAGCUUCUAUCUUUGGUGCUGCCGGCCAGGACGUGACGGAAGAGUUUAUGACUAUUCACAGCGAAAAUGCGAAAGGCAUGAUGUCAAAACACCACAUCGGCACCCUUGAUAAGCAGUCACUUGCCCUGCUCGCGCUUGCCGGUUCUGAGCCGGUCCCAGCAAAUUCUGAACUCAGGCCUGUCUUCCUUCAAUCCAAGGUCUGGACCAAAGCUACGCUCUCGGCCAAGAAGAAGAUCUCGUCAGACACCAAGAUCUUCACGUUUACGCUAGACCACGACUCCCAGACCAUUGGCCUGCCCGUCGGCCAGCACUUGAUGAUGCGGCUCCGGGAUCCGGCGUCGCAGGAGGCCAUCAUCCGCGCAUACACGCCCAUCUCGGAGACUACCGACGUGGGCAAGCUGCACGUCCUCGUCAAGAUAUACUUCGACACGCCCGCCGGCAAAGGCGGCCGCAUGACGCAGGCCCUGGACGGCCUCGCCAUGGGGCAGUCGGUCGAGUUCAAGGGCCCCAUCGGCAAGUUUGAGUAUCUAGGCCGGGGCCUGUGCGCCAUCAACGGCCGGGAGAGGCGGGUUCGGCGCUUCGUCAUGGUCUGCGCCGGCUCGGGCAUCACGCCCAUCUUGCAGGUGCUGCGGGCCGUCAUGAAGGACGACGCGGACCGAACCACGUGCAUCGUCCUCGACGGGAACCGCGUCGAGGAGGACAUCCUCUGCCGCGACGAGCUGGAAGCCAUGGCCGCGCGCCGCCCCGACAAGUGCAGGCUGCUAUACACACUGAGCAAGCCCGACGCAUCGUGGCGGGGUCUCAAGGGCAGGGUGGACCACGCGCUGUUCGAGAGAGAGGUUGGCGGCCCACCACGCAGUGACGAGGGGGGCGCUAUGGUGCUAGUCUGCGGCCCCGACUCGAUGGUCAAAGCUGUCAAUCAAAUAUUCGCCAGCCUCGGCUGGAGAGACGAGGACCUUGUUUUCUUUUGA